GAGGGGAGGGAGCAGCGCCCGGGCCGGGCCGGGUUCGGGUCCCGCCGCUGCGGGGCCGCCGCCCGCCGGAGGAUGUGGACGCGCGUGUGGCGGUUCCUGUACAACAAAUACUUUCGCUUCUGGCUCAAGUGGGUCCUGCGGCUGCUGACGGGGAGGUGCGAGCUGCAGCGCGUCCUGGGCGGCGCGGAGGCGGGGGCGCGGCGGACGCUGAGCGUAGAACAUUCACUGGAAUCAUCAAAGAAUAAGGUUUUAAGAGAUGCUGUACAUGUUGAAGAAGCUGAAGUGGAGAACUGUGUCAGAGAUGUAAUGAAAGAAAAGAAGAUUGAACAGCAGGAUACAAGGUUUAAGACAAAUCUGCAGAUAUCCUUACUGCAGAUAACAGGUUAUAAAAAACUGUAUUUGAAUGUGGAAAACCUAAGGAGGAUCCCAUAUGAUUCAGAAAACGAAGAACAUGAGGAACAGUUAAUUGAGCUCUGGAAUUUGCUGAUGCCUCACGAGAAUCUAAAGGCCAGAAUCAGCAAGCAGUGGUGUGACAUUGGCUUCCAAGGUGAUGAUCCCAAAACAGACUUCAGAGGAAUGGGGCUGCUGGGCUUAGUGAAUCUGGUGUAUUUUAGUAGGCAUUACACCAAUGAAGCUCGUCAGAUCCUUUCUCGGUCAAACCACCCAAAGCUGGGAUACUCCUAUGCCAUAGUUGGGAUCAAUCUGACAGAGAUGGCAUACAGCUUGCUCAAGAACGGUACUUUAAAGGCUCAUCUCUACAACCUGGUCUCUGGGUUGCCACAGAUGGAGCACUUCCAUCAGUUUUACUGUUAUCUAGUUUAUGAGUUUGACAAGUUCUGGUUUGAAGAGGAACCAGAAAGCAUUAUGCACUUCAACCAGUACAGAGAGAAAUUCCAUGARAAAAUCAAGGGACUUCUACUGGAUUACAAUGUGGUACUGACCUUACAGGAUACAAAGAAACCUUAAAUCCUCUGCAGUGUAUGCGGUUCAGCAUCAAAAAUUGAGGGAUGCAUUUAGAUGGAAGUUUUGUGUGUUUCACCAAAACUGUCUAAGAAUGGAACUUUUUUUUUAACAUUAAAAAAAGAAAAUUAGCAAACUUCAGUUAAGAAAGCUUGGACAAUCAACCUCUGUUUACAGGUAUUUUUAUGCUAUUCUCCAAAGGGAGCUUUUUGAAAAGAAAGUGAAACAAAACUCAACCAACAAACCAACACAAAAAAACUCACAAAAUCUCAAGAGCCUCUGGAUUGCUUACUUUUGUAUUUUCUUUUGUAAUUCUUGGUGCAGGAACAUGAAGCAGCUAUUUAUGCUGCAUCAUGUUUUCCAUGAAUAGGUUUGACUGUUAAUGGUCUUUUAAAGGAUGGUUCAAGUUCAGCUUUUUUAAUUCGAACUUAAUUCCACUUUUUAACAUAGUAGUUGAAGUUCAGCUUUUAGUUGAAAUUAUUGUGAUUUUAGAUUUUUUGAGUUCUUGCUCCUUUACAUGUCAUUGAAUGUUCACUCAAUAAUGUUAAAUUUCUUUGUAAUUAAGAGGUCCUCAAAUGGGAGGUAUUAAUUGUUUAUAAUUGUUUGUAACUCUGGAGAAGAGGCUUAAUCCAUCAGCAUAUUGAUGUACUAACUAGAAGUUACUUCUGGAUAGGGAAGUUUAUCUAUGGAUUUGUACCAGCCAAUUCUUGUCCUUGCAAGAAGUUUAAUUUGCAGACAAACAAAAAGAAUCCCAUGUCAUCGGCAUGAGGAUAGGAUUCUCAGGCUAAAGCUACUCCUUCUAAAAGUAUUCCUACUGUAAAAACUUUGGAUUCUUUCUAAUCUGACUUCACAUGCUGGGAGAAUUGACUCGGUAUCUGUUGUCAGCCCUUUCUUUUAGCAGCCAAGGGGGUAUUCUUAGUGGGAGGUACAACAGAUCUAGUUUAGCCCUUUUAAAAAGUUUAAAGAAAAACCUUUAUUGCAGCUGCAAUCAUUUUGUAAAAAUAGAUUCACAUCUGAGUACAA
Messenger RNA from Malurus melanocephalus (red-backed fairy wren), 1983 nucleotides. It is a transcript of the gene ELMOD2, whose product is annotated as ELMO domain containing 2. Lineage: Eukaryota; Metazoa; Chordata; Aves; Passeriformes; Maluridae. Gene Ontology annotation, molecular function: GTPase activator activity. Gene Ontology annotation, cellular component: membrane. The record is from RefSeq and is a predicted model, not a curated record. The coding region runs from base 73 to 966 and encodes 297 amino acids. The transcript is spliced from 8 exons.